Molecule: messenger RNA, 921 nt
Organism: Ramularia collo-cygni
Lineage: Eukaryota; Fungi; Ascomycota; Dothideomycetes; Mycosphaerellales; Mycosphaerellaceae
Product: related to conserved protein/domain typically associated with flavoprotein oxygenases, DIM6/NTAB family
Exons: 2
Coding region: 1-921 (306 amino acids)
Molecular function (GO): FMN binding
Source: RefSeq, a predicted model, not a curated record
AUGUCAUCCGAUCAAGAGCAAAGAAAGGAGGAUCCCAAGCCGCAUGAGCGUAUGUACGACGGGGAGAAACAAAUCCAGAGAAACCCGCAUGGAAACUUCAAAGAAGUAGAAGCAAGCCGUUCCCCCUUCGACUCUCAAGCCAAAUGGCACUUUACGCAAACUCCUCAACCAGACUGGAAAGUCGGCCAAGGUGCCAACGAUGGUGGCGAAUCCCUGAAGAAGAACCACGUUGAGAUCAACCCGUACGAAGAAGGCCGCCCGGCAACAUUCAACUACAAGCUUCUCAUCUCAGCAAUCAUUCCUCGUCCAAUUGGUUUCGUCAGCACCCUCUCCCAAGAUGGCAAGAGCACAAACCUCGCUCCCUUUUCCUACUUCUCGGUGGUCAAUCAUGAUCCUCCCGUCUUCACCAUUGGUUUCGCAGGAGGCUUUGACAAAGCCAAAGACAGUCUUCGCAAUCUGAAGGAGUCGGGAGAGUGCACCAUCAACAUCAUCUCGGAACAUUAUCUCGAAGCAGCAAACGCCACGUCCGUAAACUCUCCCUAUGGAGUCUCUGAAUGGGCUCUUACCGGCCUGACCCCUGCGCCAUGCAGUCAAGUUAAAGCGAGCAGAGUCAAAGAAGCAGUCUUCAGCAUCGAAGGCAAACUGAUGAACACGCAAGAAUUUGAAAGUCGAGCGACUCCAGGCAAGAAGACCGGCGUGCUGGCCGUCAUUGAAGGAGUGAGAUUCUGGGCCCGAGAGGAUGCUAUCAACGCAGACAAGAACCUCAUUGACCCCGCCAUUCUACGUCCCAUUUCAAGGUUGGGAGGCAUCACGUAUGCUAGAGUCCUGAACGGAAUUGAGCUGCCUAGGCCUGAUUGGGAUGAGUUGAAGGGAGAGGCGGAGCCUGCGGAUCUCGUGCAGCCAAAGGCUAGUCAGCAAUGA